AUGACAGGAGAUGAAUCAAGAUUUCUCUCACUCACGGCCUUUCCAGGAGGAACUGUGACCUUUGGUGAUAACAAGAAAGGCAACAUCGUUGCAAUUGGCAAAGUAGGAAGGUCAAGUUCCCACGCAAUUGAUAAUGUUUUCUUAGUCGAGGGUUUGAAACAUAGUCUGCUUAGUAUCUCACAAUUUUGUGAUAAAGGAAACUCUGUAAGUUUUUCUUCCGAAAAAUGUAAAAUCAUCAACAAUAACACUGGAAAAUUAGUAUUGGAAGGAACUCGUAAAGGGAACACGUAUACUGUGGAUCUCAAUACAGUUCCAACUUAUAAUCUGUCGUGUUUGAGUGUUAUUGAGGAUGAUCCACUUUUAUGGCACAAACGUUUUGGACGUGCUAGUCUUUCACUGCUAGACAAGUUAAGGUCAAAGGACUUAGUAAUUGGACUACCACUUAUCAAGUUCCUAAAAGACAAAACUUGUGAAGCCUGUAUUAAAGGAAAGCAUGUUCGAUCGUCAUUUAAAUCAAAGAAAAUGACACAAAAAUCUUUAGGUAAUCAGCUUAUUCAUAUGAGAUCUGACCAUGGAACGGAAUUUGAAAAUUCCAAGUUUGAUGAGUUUUGUAGGGAACAGGGAAUAAGCCACAAUUUCUCGGCACCUAGAACACCACAGCAAAACGGUGUAGUUGAGAGAAAGAAUCGCACAUUGGAAGAAAUGGCACGAACAAUGUUGAUAGCAAGUGGGCUUCCAAGGAACUUCUGGGCGGAAGCUGUAAAUACAGCAUGCUACAUCAUCAAUCGAGCCAUGCUUAGACCAAUGUUGGACAAGACACCUUAUGAAUUAUUGAAAGGAAGAAAGCCUAAUAUUGCUCACUUAAGAGCUUUUGGAUGCAAAUGUUUUGAAUAUGAAGAUGGAGGUUUUGAGAUUGGUCUGGUUCGUUCAACAAAUCAAGAUGAUGAAGUACCCCAUAAGCAGCCAACAAGAGUAAUCGAAAAUCAGGAGGAGGAACUCACUGAGCAAGCUGAAGUUCCCACUCCUGAACCUCAAAACGAGGAACCUGAAGAAGAAAAUAUUCCAGAAAAUAAUGACAAUGAGGAGGUUGAAGGAAUAGAAGAACAGGAGAAUCGUGUUGAUGCUCAAUCCUUCCAACCUAAACCAUGGAAGCACCAAAAGUUAGAAGCCAUUCGUAUUCUAAUAGCAUUUGCUGCUUUUAUGGGUUUUAAACUUUAUCAAAUGGACGUAAAAUGUGCGUUUUUAAAUGGUUUAUUAAAAGAACAUGUUUACGUUGAACAACCCCCUGGAUUUGAAAAUCCGAAUUUUUCAAACCAUGUUUUUAAGCUUGAUAAGGCUCUAUAUGGGCUGAAGCAGGCUCCUAGAGCAUGUGAAUUUCAAAUGAGUAUGAUGGGGGAACUCAAUUUCUUUCUUGGACUGCAAAUCAAACAAACUGAAACAGGUAUUUUUAUACAUCAGCAAAAAUAUGUCAAGGAACUAUUGAAGAAAUAUAGCCUUGAAAACGCAAAGAUCAAUAAUACUCCUAUGGGGACAAAUGUAAGAUUGGAUGAAGAUUCCCAGGGAUGUAGGUCUUUGUGCAAGGUUCCAAUCAAACCAAAGGAAUCCCAUCUAACAUCCGUCAAAAGAAUAUUGAGAUAUUUAAAGGGAACGGCUGAUCUAAGUCUCUACUAUCCGAGAAGCGACACUUUUGAUCUUAAGGGAUUUGCAGACGCUGACUAUGCUGGAGAUCUGGUAAAUCGCAGAGUACCUCAGUUAAGAGAUUUUGGCAUAAUUCUUGAAUGUGUACCUAUUUACUGUGAUAAUAGUAGUGCUAUUUGCAUAUCUAAGGAUCCAGUACAUCACUCUCGUGUUAAACACAUUCACAUACGUCACCAUUUCCUUAAAGAUAAUGUUGAAAAAGGCUUGAUUAAAAUGGACUUUGUUAACACUGAAUUUCAAAUAGCUGACAUUUUGACUAAGCCAUUGAGUAGAGAUAAAUUUGAAAAAGAUGAGGUUGGAACUUGGUAUGAUCAAGCUAAAUUGAGAACAAAUUGGAACACUUCUUCCCUUCCAAAAGAUCUGAAACCAAAGAAAGGGAAAGAACCAUCCCAAAUUGCAAUGGUUCUUCCUCCUUCAAUGGCGCCCCAAGCUAAGAGGACAGCAAGGUCGCGUUCAACCACGAAAGCCGGAUCAUCUAAAGGUUCUAAGAAGACCAUGCAAGCAAGGAAAUCCACCACAAAGAGCAAGGUACGAAACCCUCUUGAAAGGGAAAAUUUCCUUCCUGGCUAUGCUCUAAAUUUGGAUUGGUGUGAAUCUGUCAAUUUUACUGAGUUAUUGGCCUCAAUUGAGUUUCAAAGAUGGUCUUUAUUGUUUGAUUCAUUCGCAAAAACUCCUAUAUACCCGUAUUUAAUGGAUGAAUUCAUCUCCACUUUCGAAUGUGUUAGGGGUAUGUGUACUGCCAAAGUAAAAGGAAUAAACUUGCGUUUUGAUACCGAAGUACUUGCUACUCUGUUUCAAAUUCCAAAUGUGGGUAAUGACAACUAUGUUAAAAAUUCCAGAAAAAUCGAUGUUAAUGGAAAUUCGGCCAUUGACAUUAUGGGUUAUUUGGGAUUACGUCAAAGAAAACCACAUUCAAUCAAGACAUUCUCAAACCUUUCCAUAAGCUUCUGUUUAAUUUUGUGA
Molecule: messenger RNA, 2661 nt
Organism: Chenopodium quinoa (quinoa)
Lineage: Eukaryota; Viridiplantae; Streptophyta; Magnoliopsida; Caryophyllales; Amaranthaceae
Exons: 8
Coding region: 1-2661 (886 amino acids)
Biological process (GO): DNA integration
Molecular function (GO): nucleic acid binding
Source: RefSeq, a predicted model, not a curated record